Coregonus clupeaformis (lake whitefish) is the source of this 909-nucleotide messenger RNA. RefSeq names its product carboxypeptidase A1. The record is from RefSeq and is a predicted model, not a curated record. Lineage: Eukaryota; Metazoa; Chordata; Actinopteri; Salmoniformes; Salmonidae. Bases 16 to 762 code for a protein of 248 amino acids. The transcript has 6 exons. Gene Ontology annotation, molecular function: zinc ion binding; metallocarboxypeptidase activity. Gene Ontology annotation, biological process: proteolysis.
UACAGUUUCCAGGACAUGCUGGUGGCUGAGAACCCCAACCUGGUCAGCAAGAUCGUGUCUGGCCAGAACUUUGAGGGCCGCCCUCUGAAUGUGCUCAAUAUUAUGACUGACCCCAUCCUCACGGCCAUUUUGGACAAGAUGGACAUCUUUCUGGAGAUCAUGGUCAACCCUGAUGGUUACUACUACACCCAUACUACUAACCAUAUAUGGCGUAAGACCAGGAAGCCCAACCCUGGCUCUUCCUGCAUUGGAAUUGACCCCAACAGGAACUGGGAUGCUGGUAUUAGAAGUCCUGGUGCCAGUAACAGCCCCUGCUCUGAGACUUACCGCGGACCCAAGGCUCACUCUGAGUCUGAGGUCAAGUCCAUCGUGGACUUUGUCAAGUCUCACGGCAACCUGAAGGCCUUCGUGUCCAUCCAAUCCUACUCCCAGAUGCUCCUCUACCCCUACGGUUACACCACGACCCCCUGCAAGGACCAGAGCGAACUGCACAACCUGGCCAGGAAGGCUAUCACUGAUCUGGCUUCCCUGUAUGGAACUUCCUACAGAUACGGAAGCAUAAUCAACACCAUCUAUCAGGCUAGCGGUGGUACCAUUGACUGGACCUACAACCAGGGCAUCAAGUACUCCUACACCUUUGAGCUGAGAGACACUGGUCGCUAUGGUUUCAUCCUGCCUGCCAAUCAGAUCCUCCCUACUGCCAAGGAGACUUGGCUGGCUCUGAUGGCCAUCAUGGAGCAUACCAAGGACAACACAAACUAGAGGGGUCACCACGACAACCUACUGGACUCUCUGUCAUUGUACUGUUGUACAUAGGUAUAUAUAGGAAAAGCCUAUCGGUAACAUUAUGUCUACCAUGUCUCUUUCCAGGCCCCAAAGAGACCAAUAAAUGUCAACUGUUAUACCUGA